AUGGCAACGACAACUCAUUCCACUUCAACCGAAGUACACGAAAAUAAUCUCGAAACCUACUCUCUGGUUUGGCUUGAAUCUGCUAUGAAUGAAGCUAACGAAUAUAUUGAAGCUCAAAAACGACUUCGUAAAUUAAUCAAUCAUCUAAAGAUAUUCGAUGAUGUUGAACAAUGCGAAUCAUAUAUGCGAUCUGUACCUAAAGAUGAUCGAAUUAUUCUAAUCAUUAGCGAUCAAUUGGGUCAAGAUAUUGAAGGUAUAUCUACAAAGGUGAAUGCGCUUGUUGAUCAGAUUCUAUUGGAUCAAACAACAAGAUUUCGUAAUAAAGUUGACGAAAUUCUUCCAAUCAAUAUUUUUAAUUCGGGUACUCAAGCAGAAAAAUCAACAACAGGACUCAAUGGUCAAUUCAUGUUCUCUCAAUUAUUAAUUGAUCGUCUUCUACGGAUGAAACCAAAAGUAACAGAUAAAAAUGAAUUGACCGAUCGAUGUAAAAAAUUCUACAAAAAUAAUUCAAGUGAACUAGCCAUUAUUCAAGAAUUUGAAAAAGAUUAUGUGUCUGAUCGUGCUCUAUGGUGGUAUACGAGAGAAUCAUUUCUCUAUCGAUUAUUGAACAAAGCUCUUCGAACGCAAGAUAUUGAUUUACUUUUUCUCUUUCGAUUUUUUAUGUGUGAUAUUCAAAAACAACUUCAAAAACUUCAAUGUUCAACUUUUCUUCGUGUCUAUCGUGGUCAAGUAAUAUCAAAAGAUGAACUUGAUACAUUAAAAACUUCCACAGGACAAUUUAUCUCGAUGAAUUCAUUUCUAUCGACAAGUCUCGAUCGUCGACUUGCUUUAUCGUUUCUCAGUAGUUCGACAAUAUCGGGUGAUCUUCAACGUAUUCUAUUCGAAAUUGAUCUUGAUCCAACGCUUGCUGGUAUCAAACCAUUUGCUGAUAUUACAUCAAGCAGUUUUUUUACCAAUGAACAAGAAGUACUGAUCAUGUUGGGAUCAAUAUUUCGACUUGUUAAUAUUGAUUGUCAAAAUGGAGUGUGGAUUGCUCACAUGGCAAUAUGUAGUGAUAAUGAUAAUAGUUUAAAACCUAUUUAUGAUUAUAUGAAGAAUGAAUACGAUGAAAACGAUUCAGGAUCAAGUGAUUUCUCAUUUGGUAUACUUUUAUUCAAAAUGGGGCAAUAUGAUAAAGCCGAGAAAUAUUGUAACCGUUUAUUAAGCGAGUUACCUCGUGAUCAUCCAGAUUUAGCUCCUUGUUAUCACAAUCUUGGCAUGGUAGCAAAUCACAAAGGUAAAUAUGAUACAAGUCUUGAAUGGUUUGCCAAAGCCCUUGAAAUGUAUAAUAAAACACGUCAACCUGACGAUCCUGUUGUCGCAACUACUUACAAUAGUAUUGGUGAAGUUCAUUUCCGAAAAGGAAAUCGUACGAAUGCUCUCGAAUCAUUUAAAAAGGCAUUAAGUAUUCGAAAAAAAAGAUUUGGUGAAGAACAUUUGCAAGUAGCAAUGUGUUAUCAUAAUAUGGGCAAUGUUUAUCAAGAAGAGAAAAAAUUUCAAGAAGCAUUCGAAUGUCAUCAAAAGUCAUUGAUGAUUCGACAGAAAUACCUUCCUACUGAUCAUCCGGACAUAGGUGCAUCCGUACAUUGUAUUGCUAGUAUUUAUUUAUGUCUCAAUUAUCCAGAUCUUGCAUUGCAAUAUUAUAAUAGGGCAUUAGAAAUCUAUCAAAAAUCUCUACCAAGUCAACAUCAAGAUAUUGCAAUGUCGCACUACAAUCUUGGUCUUCUUUACGCUGGUAAAGAAGACUUUCAACAGGCAUUAACUCAUUUUCAAAAAGCAUCGACGAUCUUUCAUGUAACAUUGCCUUCUACACAUCCAUUUAUUGGCAUCGUUAAUCAAGACAUUCAGCGUGUGUCGAAUAAACUCAAAUAG
Molecule: messenger RNA, 1911 nt
Organism: Rotaria sordida
Lineage: Eukaryota; Metazoa; Rotifera; Eurotatoria; Philodinida; Philodinidae
Source: the annotation of a GenBank genome assembly